AAUUGUUAGGAUCUUGAGACAGCCUUAAUCAUAGCGAUUUCUGUGUGUCACUGUGAGUGUGUGUGUGUGUGAGUGUGUGUGUGUGUGUGUGUGUGUGUGUGUGUGUCUGUCUGUCUGUGUGUGUGUGUGUCUGUGUGUGUGUGUGUUUGUCUGUGUAUCUCACUAAGUGCAGAGGCUGAGUUCUGUGAUCGCACAACUGCCCCUGUUCAAAUCUUCAGCACCUGCAUUUUAUUCCCUGAGUUGAAAGUAUAGAUACAGACACACACACACACACACACACACACACACACACACACACACACACACACACACACACACACACACACACACACACAGACACUCUCUCACACACACACACACACACCAACGUACGUCCCUGGAAUGCAGGCUCAGGAGACUGUCUGUCAGCUUCGCUAUGUUAGUUCCACUGCCUUCACCCUCCGUAUUGCAACGCUCCAGCACUGACAACGCAUGGAAGCCACAAUGAACCCAAGGAACACAAGCAUCUGACGGAACACACCCAAAAUGCCAUUAGGUUGGGAAUUUUAGGAUUUUGAUCUGGCGACACUGAAGAAACUUCCAUGGCAGGACGGCAAACCCAAAAUGCCCUUAGGAAGGAAUUUCUAGGAUUUUGAUCCAGUGACAGUGAAGGAAGAGUCAGAAACUUCCAAGCCAGGAUGCAAUAAGAAUGAACAAAGCGACAGAAUGUGAGAAUCCCAGGUUGGAUUCACAGCUGCAGUUGACAGACACCGAGAGAAAUGGGCCUGAUGCCAAUCACCAGACGCACUCAAACAAAGUGCCAUCAUUUUCAACAUCACCUGCACCAUCCACCUUCAGCACCAAGUUUAAGACGGAAGAUGCCAGGGCUUCACCUCAGCCACCCACACAGAUGCCUCAACAGCAACAGAGUCACCUCCCUCAGGCCCAGCUCAUGUUGGGAAGUAGUCAGCUGGCAGGGCUCACUGCUCUGUUACCAGCACAGCAGCAGCUCCUGUUACAACAGGCUCAGGCACAGUUGUUGGCAGCUGCAGUCCAGCAGAGCAGUGCCGCUGCAGUUUCCGCUCACUCCGCUCUCGAGCAGCAGCAACCAACAGCGUUAGCACUAUCGCAACCGAUCCAAAUCACCGCCCAGGACCUUCAGCAGUUACUGCAACUUCAGCAGUUGGUGCUGCUACCUGGGCAUCACCUCGCUGCCAAUCUCCAAGGACCCGCACAGUUCCUGUUGCCACAGGCACAGCAAGGACAGCAAGGUCUGCUUUCGACACCAAAUCUUCUACAGCUACCUCAGCAAAGCCAAGGGGGACUCCUGCAGGCACAACCCCGCCUGGGGCUCGCUGCACAGGCAGUGACUCGGCCAGGCCUCCCCGGGUCCAUUGCCCAUGAGCCCCAACUGCAGGGUAUCCCCCAGACACAGACGACCAAAGGUGUGGAGGCCCCAUCACAUCCCGAGGAGCCCAGCGACUUGGAAGAGCUUGAACAGUUUGCUCGAACCUUUAAACAGCGGCGCAUCAAGCUUGGAUUUACCCAGGGGGACGUCGGCCUGGCCAUGGGGAAGCUGUAUGGGAACGAUUUCAGCCAGACAACUAUCUCCCGUUUCGAAGCGCUGAACCUCAGCUUUAAGAAUAUGUGCAAACUGAAACCUCUGCUCGAGAAGUGGCUCAAUGAUGCCGAAAACCUGUCGGGAGAUGCCACGCUGCCCAGUCCAAACGCGAUGAGCAGUCCACCCAUUGGCAUCGAGGGAAUGGGAGGCCGCAAGAGAAAGAAGAGAACAAGCAUCGAGACCAAUGUCCGCGUGGCCUUAGAGAAGAGUUUUCUUGCUAAUCAAAAGCCGACAUCUGAGGAGAUAGUGCUGAUCGCAGAGCAGCUGACGAUGGAGAAGGAAGUGAUUCGGGUCUGGUUCUGUAACAGGAGACAGAAAGAGAAACGGAUUAACCCAGCCAGUAACAUCGGUGCCUCUGCAACCACCCAUUCCCACAGCAAACCCUCCAUCUACACCUCACACCUAGUAUCUCCACAGACAACAGGACUGAACCAUCCUGUCUCUCAAGGCACAAGCAGCCUGAGCACAACAGUGACCACAAUGUCUGCAGCUGGGACAAUGCACACUCCUCGGAUCACCGGGACCUCCCUACCGGCACUGAACAGCCCGACCAACUCACCAGCCAAUGGCACAAACAGUGGCCAUUCCCUGGCACUGUCUAGCAUGAGUUCGAGCACAGGGAGUUCAGUGCUGGCUGUGAACCAUGGCAUUACCCCCUCUCUCAUGGCCAACAACCCCUUGGCCACCAUGCAAGCCCUGGCGACUGGUGGGACCAUUCCAUUGACCAGCCUUGAUGCCAGCGGAAACCUGGUGCUGUCGAGCGGCACUGGCAGUGCCGGGACACCGAGCGUCGUUACCUCACCCCUCUUCCUCAAUCACCCAGGCCUGCCCCUGCUGCACAGCAAGCCAGCCGCCAUCAGUUUGGCCUCAGUGCCCUCUCUGCCAACCAGGCUGCCUGAGUCGACUCAGAGUGAGGGAUCCGCCAUCAGCCUUGAGCCACAGCGUGCUAGCUCCGAGUGACAGCCGGGGAGGAGCUGGGAGGGGGAGGAACACCAAGGAGCGGGAGGUAUUCUCACCCUGACUCUACUUCAUCAGUUCCCUCCCAGGCUAGAGGAGGAGUAACGCUGAACAGCUGACUCUCAAUGCUGACACUUCUUCCCUUGUCCCUCCUGGAGAACGGGGCUCGCAGCCCCAAUGCAUGACUUUCGGUUUCUUUUCCAGAUCGAGUUCUGUUUCCCUUUUUUCCGUUUACUCAAUGAUUUGAAGUUUUUUUUAAAAAAACGUCAUUUGUAGCAUUUGUUUUCUACCAUGUCCUGGUGGGGAGGGAGUUUCUCUAUUUAUUUAGUUUACAAAAGAUUUUAUUCAGAUACAAACUCUUCCCUCCUGGAACAAGAAAAAAACACCAGACCAAAAAAAAACGAGACUUACAUCUUGUAGUUGCAAUCCAGUGCCUGAACUCCUAGUUACAAUAGAUUCACCGAAAAAUACCAACACUGAAAAACCCAGACCCAGGCACACACACACACACACACACACACACACACACAGAUGCACGCACACACACACAUAGACAUGUACACACAGACAUACACACACAGACACACGCAUACUCACACACGGACACGCACACACACAUAGAUACAGACACACACACACACACACACACAGACUCACACACAGACAUGUGCACAUAUAUAUGUGCACACACAAAGACGCAUACAUACACACACAUAGACCUACACACACACACACACACACACACACACACACAAUGCAUGCUUUUCUUCCCCUGGCAUUUGAAAAAUGGAGAUAAACCACCGUGUGGAUUUGCAUUCUGAAAUGAAGCAGCAGACACCUCGGUCUCUGCCCCAAUAUACCUCAUAGCCAGGGUUGGGUCCCUGCAGGGGAUCCAGACCCCACCCACUCCUGACCCCGUCACCCUUUCUCUGCUGGGGUCUUUCCAUCCCUCUUUAAAGAGGACCCUGGCUUUACUCUGAAAUAUAUCGAAUAAUGAAGAAUCAAAAAUCAAGCCAAAGUGUUGUGAGAGAUGAAAUGGGCCAUUUCAAAGGGAUGGAACUGAAUAGUGUGGGACGGUGGGGCGUAUGACGCAGGGGGAGCUGGGGGGUGGGGCUAUAGGAUAUCCAGCACCCAUCCUGAUCCUUGAAUCUCUGACCUCAGUUUUUAGCUCUUUCAGCUUCCCACAGUUUAUGAUUUCAGGUGUUUAAUUCUAGACUGUGAACUGAUGUGUACACGUAUGUGGGAACCGGUGUGUACACGAGUGUGCAAACUGAGGUGUACACGUGUGGGAACUGGUGUGUACACAUGUGUGGGAACUGGUGUGUACACGUGUGGGAACUGGUGUGUGCACGAGUGUGAGAACCAAAGGGCACAUGAGUGUGGGAACUGGUGUAUACACGAAUGUGCAAACUGAGGUGUACACGUGUGGGAACUGCUGUGUACACGGGUGUGCGAAAUGAGGUGUACUCGUGUGGGAACCAGUGUGUACUUGGGUUUGGGAUCUGAAAUGAACAUGGGCAUGGGAACCGGUGUGUACACGGGUGUGGGAGGUGGGGUGUGCACAAAUGUGUGGACUAGGGUGUACACAGACCUGUAAGUCAGUGUGUACACACGUAUAUAAAUAUCUGUGUAUACUGACUAAACCAGAGGGUCCUGAGUGUGUGAGCCAGUGUGUACACAGAAGUGAACCGAUGUGUGUGUGAGAGAGCCAAUGUGCACACAGGACUGAGCCAGUGUGUACACGAGUACAGCUUUUGGAGAGUGUGUGUGCAUCGGGGUCAGAUGGAGAUCCAUCCACCUCCUCUUCUUUGAACCCACUGCUCUCCCACUCCCGCUUUUAACCCCCCACCCCAAAACCUGGAACAGAAAAUGAUCCUCACCUGCUUUAGAUGGAAUGUAUCUGUUUAGCUAAAUAGUUUUUAUAGAAGAAAUCUAUGUUCAGCUUUUAAUGCAUAUGUAUAAAGAUUAAAAAAAAACAAAAGAAACUUGACUUUAGACCAAAAAUUCUCCUAUCUCCACAUUAACCGGAUGGUGGUCAUCAGCACAAUCUGAUUCAGAGAAUUAUACCAAAAACUACCCCAGACCUGGGUCAGCGUCAGGGUCAGGGUCAGGGAGUGAGGUUGAGUUCACUCACUCACUCAGUGCUCCCCAGUGAAUGUCAGUCACAUCUCUGUUUGUAUUGUAAAUGUUUGUCAGUACAGUUAGUAUUAAUCUGUUUAAUUAAUACCAUUCUCAUUAACAUUCAUUACGUCGUUAAUAUUCACUGGUGAUUUGAAUAUUGAUCAGUGUCACCCUCACUAAUAUUUAAUCGUCAUAUUGUCACAGGAGACCAGUGCUGACAUUCACUGGGUUCAACUGAAACUGAUUAACCCAGGCCACAGGUAGAGCGGGCAG
Messenger RNA from Stegostoma tigrinum, 4951 nucleotides. It is a transcript of the gene pou2f2b, whose product is annotated as POU class 2 homeobox 2b. The record is from RefSeq and is a predicted model, not a curated record. The transcript is spliced from 18 exons. Bases 689 to 2560 code for a protein of 623 amino acids. Lineage: Eukaryota; Metazoa; Chordata; Chondrichthyes; Orectolobiformes; Stegostomatidae. Gene Ontology annotation, biological process: regulation of transcription by RNA polymerase II. Gene Ontology annotation, cellular component: nucleus. Gene Ontology annotation, molecular function: DNA-binding transcription factor activity, RNA polymerase II-specific; RNA polymerase II cis-regulatory region sequence-specific DNA binding.